CAAUACUAGGGCACGUCCUCUACCAAUAGCGCAGUCCCAUGCCACCGCCUCGGCCUCCACGAGCGGAUUGGGCGCGCUUGUGGCCAAUCUGCGGUGCUUGACGCAGCCAAUGUACGGUGCUUGAUGUGCCCGAUCUAAAGUGAAGGUCGCAGCCAAUCCGCCGCCCGCUCCUGCACCCAAUCUUCCAGCCGCCCGAGCACCCAAUCCCGCACAACCGGAGCGCGGUCAGAUGACCAUAAAUGGAUGCGGGGAGAUCAAGAGGAUGUACGGACCAGAGGAGAUGCGGGGCCUGGGAUGCGGGGGAGAAGGCGGACGCCGGAGCGCGGAUCUGCGGGGUAGGCUGGGGGAGCAGGGAGGGGAUAAGGGCUGGGGUAGGAUGGGGCAGGAGAGUAAGGGGAGGAUGGGGUAGGAGUAAGGGGGCAUAUUGGCGGAGUCAGAGGGGAGGACGUUAUAGUAUAGUAAUGGGGGAGGAUGUCAGAGGAGUCAGGGAGGAGGAGAACGGGCGAACAAAGCUGGGGAAAAGCGGAAAAAUCAUGCGGGGUACGGUCCGGGUAGGAGAUAGGCGUCUUGCAAGUCCACUGUCCAGGGCAAUCGUCGGUGCUUGGCCCUGUGCAAUUGUCGGCGCUUGAUUGUCGGAAG
This is a messenger RNA of Schizophyllum commune H4-8, 639 nucleotides long. RefSeq lists its product as uncharacterized. The record is from RefSeq and is a predicted model, not a curated record. Bases 240 to 629 code for a protein of 129 amino acids. The transcript has a single exon. Lineage: Eukaryota; Fungi; Basidiomycota; Agaricomycetes; Agaricales; Schizophyllaceae.